Phymastichus coffea is the source of this 1915-nucleotide messenger RNA. It is a transcript of the gene verm, whose product is annotated as chitin deacetylase 1. The record is from RefSeq and is a predicted model, not a curated record. Gene Ontology annotation, biological process: carbohydrate metabolic process. The coding region runs from base 57 to 1682 and encodes 541 amino acids. Gene Ontology annotation, cellular component: extracellular region. The transcript is spliced from 7 exons. Gene Ontology annotation, molecular function: chitin binding; protein binding. NCBI's taxonomy places the organism in Eukaryota, Metazoa, Arthropoda, Insecta, Hymenoptera, Eulophidae.
GGUCGAGAGGGCGCGGCUUGUUUCAGACGCAAACCGUCCGGCCAACGACGACGAUCAUGUCGCCGAGGUUCAUCCGAGUUGGGACUAUCUGCCUGCUGCUUCUUGCCGCAUCGGCGAGGGCACAGGACGACGAAGGUGGCGAGGGACUCGACGCCAAUGCCGAGGAGCUCUGCCAAGACAGGCCCGGAGAUGAAUAUUUCCGCCUGAGCACCGACGGCGACUGCCGAGAUGUCGUCAGGUGUGACAAAGCAAGUGAGAUCGGAGUCGUGAGGCUUGCCACGGUCAAGUGCCCCACAGGAUUGGCCUUUGACAUCGAGCGUCAGACUUGCGAUUGGAAGACCAACGUGAAAAAUUGCGAGCAGCUGGAGAAGCCGCGCAAAGUGCUGCCCAUUCUAAAAACCGACGAGCCUGUCUGCCCCGAAGGGAAACUUUCUUGUGGUAACGGCGAGUGCGUCGACAAGGAACUAUUCUGUAACGGCAAGCCCGACUGCAAGGACGAGUCCGAUGAAAAUGCCUGCACUGUGGAGUCCGACCCGAACCGCGCACCCGACUGCGACCCAACGCAAUGCGUGUUGCCCGACUGUCAUUGCUCGGCCGAUGGCACCCGUAUCCCAGGCGGUUUAGAGCCGGCACAAGUACCCCAAAUGAUCACCAUCACCUUCAAUGGAGCCGUCAACGUUGACAAUAUCGAUCUGUACGAAGAGAUCUUCAACGGGCAUCGUCUCAAUCCCAACGGCUGCCAGAUCAAAGGAACCUUCUUCGUCUCGCACAAGUAUACCAACUACUCGGCUGUACAGGAUCUGCACAGGAAGGGUCAUGAAAUAUCUGUGUUCUCGCUUACUCACAAGGAUGAUCCACAAUACUGGACUCUAGGUUCGUACGACGACUGGUUGGCCGAGAUGGCUGGUGCUCGUUUGAUCAUUGAACGCUUCGCCAACAUUACCGACAGUACAAUCGUGGGCGUUCGCGCUCCGUACCUGAGAGUCGGCGGUAACAAGCAAUUUGAAAUGAUGACCGAUCAGUUCUUCACCUACGACGCCUCCAUCACCGCGUCCCUCGGUCGCGUACCGAUCUGGCCAUACACACUUUACUUCCGCAUGCCACACAAGUGCAACGGUAACGCUGGCAAUUGUCCAUCGAGAUCCCAUCCAGUUUGGGAGAUGGUAAUGAACGAGUUGGACCGUCGUGACGAUCCAACUUUCGACGAAUCUCUGCCUGGUUGCCACAUGGUCGACUCGUGCUCGAACAUUCAGACUGGCGAACAAUUCGGCAGACUCCUCAGGCACAACUUCAAUCGCCACUUGAAUAGUAACCGUGCGCCACUUGGUCUUCACUUCCAUGCCUCUUGGCUCAAGAGUAAGAAGGAAUUCAAAGAGGAGCUUAUCAAGUUCAUCGAGGAAGUGCUUAGCCGCACUGACACUUAUUUCGUCACAAUGAGUCAGGUUCUGAAAUGGAUGCAAGAGCCAACGGAGAUCCCAUCUCUGCGUGACUUUGAUGCCUGGAAAGAGAAGUGUGACGAGAAAGGACAACCUUACUGUUCAUUGCCAAACGCUUGCCCGUUGACCACUCGCGAACUGCCCGGUGAGACGCUUCGUUUGUUCACCUGCAUGGAGUGUCCCAACAACUACCCAUGGCUGCUGGAUCCCACCGGUGACGGCUUUUCCGUUAGAAGGAGAAAAUGAGCUGUUGUUACGAAAUAAAACAACGAGCGCGAUGCAGUCCCGUUCGUCGGACGGCUAUUUAUGAUAACUGAUUUUUUUUUUUACGAGCCUCUGAAAUCUUUCGCUUAGCGAAACUCUCGGGCAUGUGUGUUGAAAGUGGCUGCCAAACUCGGCUUUCUUACCCGAGAUUAUGCCGUUUCUUUUAUGACUGUUUUAAAUAAUACGAGAUUAGUAGGUUUAAUUAAUCGAACGUG